UCGGGGAAGAAGAAGGAGGCGCUGAAAGCGGCGGCCCGCUGAGACGAUCUUGAGCGCGUCUCGCCUUCGUUGGAGAUUCCGUCCUGUUCCGGAAGAGGAUGAGCAGUAACCAAUUCAACAAGGGCCCCAGCUACGGCUUGUCUGCGGAAGUCCGAAAUCGGCUUGCCCAGAAAUAUGACCCACAGAAGGAAGCGGAAUUACGGGUAUGGAUAGAAAACCUCACUGGGAGGCAGAUUGGCCCCGAUUUCCAGAAGGGGCUGAAAGAUGGCGUCAUACUUUGCGAAUUAAUAAACAAACUACAGCCUGGUUCAAUAAAAAAAAUCAACACCUCCUCUCUCAACUGGCAUCAGCUGGAGAACCUCUCCAACUUCAUCAAGUCCCUACUAAGCUAUGGUUUGAAGCCCGUCGAUCUGUUUGAAGCCAACGAUUUGUACGAGAGUGGAAAUAUGACUCAAGUGCAGGUGUCGCUCCUUGCUCUGGCGGGCAUGGCGAAAACAAAAGGUAUUGAAAGUGGGAUGGAUAUUGGAGUGAAAUAUUCAGAGAAACAGGAGAGAGCCUUUAACGAUGAAAAACUCAAGGCUGGACAUUGUGUCAUUGGUCUACAGAUGGGCACCAACAAGUGCGCUAGCCAGUCAGGAAUGACCGCCUAUGGGACUAGGAGGCAUCUCUAUGAUCCCAAGAACCAGAUACUACCUCCAAUGGACCAUUCCACCAUCAGUUUGCAGAUGGGUACCAAUAAGUGUGCUAGCCAGGUGGGCAUGACAGCUCCAGGAACCCGCCGGCACAUCUAUGAUUCCAAGCUGGGCACAGACAAAUGCGAUGACAGCUCCAUGUCCCUCCAAAUGGGCUCUAACCAGGGUGCCAACCAGAGUGGGCAGGUGUUUGGUUUGGGCCGUCAAAUCUAUGACCCCAAGUAUUGCCCCCAAGGCAACGCUGGGGUGGCAAGCAACGCAGCCCCCCUUGAGGAUCAGAACUCAGCCAACUAUUAUUAUUAUCAGGAGGACCAGUGAACUGGAUGUAUUCUCUCCCUUGCCCUGUUUUCUCUUCUUUUCCCCAAACCAUUGCUGGGCAGUUCCUGGCAAAGUCCAGCAAUCCUGCAAUGUAUGUAUUUUAAACUUUUUUUCAAAGGAAAAAAAAAAAGGAGUUGUCCAAGAUGCAUUUCCCUUCUACCCCGCAAGGAUAGGAAAACAUAAAAAUGUUUAUCCUUUUUUUUUUUUAAGAAAGAGAGUAAAGCUGAUCUUUAAGGGUUAGACAAGAUCAUGUGAACUUUCCCUGAUGCCCAAACUUAACUAUAGAUACUGGAAAUAACAAAGAUUGCAGUAUUGAUUUCACACUUUAAAAAUCCUGGACAAUUUCUAUCCUGGACAAUUUCUUUGAAUUAUACAUGUGCAGAUGGAGAGGGUUGCAAAAUUUAACUUUGUAUGUCCAGAAAAAGGAAGCCAUUUCCAAAAUCUGAAAAUCAUAUUUUACAACUGUAGUCGGUUGCAAUACCGAGCUAUAAUUUU
Molecule: messenger RNA, 1505 nt
Organism: Pseudonaja textilis
Lineage: Eukaryota; Metazoa; Chordata; Lepidosauria; Squamata; Elapidae
Gene: CNN2
Product: calponin 2
Biological process (GO): actin filament organization; actomyosin structure organization
Cellular component (GO): actin cytoskeleton; focal adhesion
Molecular function (GO): actin filament binding
Source: RefSeq, a predicted model, not a curated record